AUGGGAAAACGAAUUCAGAAUAAAGAGGUUGGAAUGUCUAGUGGAAUUAAUAGCCAUCAUACUCAUCCAGGAAGAGUGUGGGGAAUUCUUCAUGUAAUAAAGUAUCAUCAUUGGCGUCAUGUCAAGAGAAGGAUUACUCAUAGGAGGCAUUGUAGUUAUGAUGCAGAUGAAAUUCCACGAACUUCUGAUGCUUCUGGGGCUGAUAAUCAUAGUAUGGCAGUAGAUUUCAAGCCAGAUACAACUUUAUCAAAUGUUGAAGAAAAUAAGCUGGUACACUCCACUCCACAUGCAAGACAUUCUAUAAAAUCAAGAUUAAAGUCACUUCUUAAUGAAGAUACAUACAAAAAGAUGGGCAGACAUAAGAGAAGCUCAACCUGUCCUGGAAAAUCGCAGCUAACUCGCGUCGAUUCAGUUCAUCACUUGGAAGUUGAUCCACUUAGUGAAAUGUUGUUAACUGGUGAGAAUCCAGAACCAGUUCUAGAAACUUUUCAAAACCAUCUUGCUGCAGGAACAUUGGAAGUUUUGUCACCAGUUUUUUCAGGGAGCAAAAAACCGAACACCGACAACAAUGACAAAUGUGUUGAAUGUGGUGCAAUGUUUUCUAGUGAUGCUUUGGAACAACAUGACAAUAUUCAUCAUCAUAAGCAUCUAUCCUUAGGUGAUGGUUUGCAAGAAGAAAAAUUGAUGAAUGCAACGAUACUUACAACCGAUGCUUCGCCACUUCUUUUCAAGGAUUUUCUUGAUGCUUUAGAUGUAAUCAACACAAACAAGGACUUUCUAUUGAAGUAUAUCAAUGAUCCUGGUUCUCCUUUACCAUUCCAAAUUCAUAAUCAACAACCUAAUCGUAAAUCGAGACGAGCCAAAUCGAUCUCGUUACCUAUUUGCGGAUCAUCCUCAAGAAGCAAAGAUUCCGAGCAAAUGGUAGAUGAUUGGUUCGAUAUAAAAAGUGUGAUAGAAUCAAAAAUUCAAAACUUUGGAGAUUUUCACAAACCAUCAACUUCUUCUUCAAAUAAAGUUGAUCAUCAACUACUCGAUUCAGAUCAAAAAUCGGUUGGAAGAGAUCAGAACAACAUUUCAUCAGAUUCAUCUCAGAUUCAAAACAAUGUGAAGACUAAGAACUUCAAAGAUCUUAGAAAUAGGAUAAAGCAUAUAAUUGAGGAAAGCAAAAAUGAAAAGCGUCGCAUAACAAUGGAUGCUAUAGUUGACAAAAUCCCUCGGGGAAGCAAGUUUUCCAAAAAUGUAAGGAAGUUGAUGAACCAUAAUCAAUUUAAAAAUCGCAAUGGAGAAGGAAACGAGAGUGGAACAACAAGCAGUCACAAUGGCAAUCAUCUUUCGUCUUACUCAAACAAUAAGCGUCCACUAACGGGCAUGAGGACUACAUCUCUAAAAGAAGCGGUUAAUCGAUAUUCUCAGCUUUAUGAUACUUGUUUUCACAAUGAAGAUAAAAAUAAUGAAGUCAAGUAUCCUAAAACUGAGAGCUUAAAAUUAAAAACAGAAGAGAGACCCUCAAUAUUGAAGACACCGAAAUCGUUUGAUAGGUUUCUCUCAUUACCUAAUAUAAAAUCUUACGUCAUUCCAAGUGAGGAACCUUCUGUUCGUUUGUCUCCUCAGAAUUCGGUUCGAAAAUCUGAAGAUAGAACCAUAGGCACAAGUGCAAAUGAUGACUACACAAAUAGUCAAACUUUGUCACCUACAAUUUCUGAUCAUACAAAUGAAGAAAACAUUUUGAAUGAUGAUAAAAAACAAGUUAUUGUUAAGAGUCCUUCCGAAACAGAAUCAGGAUCAGAUGUUAAUGAUGACAUAAAGUCAGAAAAGAGUAUAGGCUUGAGAGACAAUGAAUGUGCUGCUAGCAAUGACCAUGAGAUUGGAUCUGCAAUAGAUUCAAGUACUAUGUUGGUUGAAGCAAACUCAGCUUUCUCUUCUGACACCAGCUUCUUAGAUGGUACAUUUGAGUUGGAAAACUUAAAUAUAUUGGAAGAACCAGAUAAAGAAUUAAAGCCAGUGUCAGCUGAUAAUGAAUUGAAUAAUAUGUAUGAUCAACAAGAGACUAAAGUGGAGAAUUUUCUGAAAUGUGGAUAUGAAAUUCCAUGCAUGGAAGUUGAUACAAGUAAAGAAGCUGCAUUUAAUUAUGUAAAAAAAGUUUUAGAACUCUCAGGCUUCACUGCAAAUGAAUCUCUUGGAGUAUGGUAUUCUGAUAACCAACCAGUUGAUCCUUCAAUUUACGAUGAAUUAGAGGGAUGUUUACUUCUUGAUCCUGAUUGUUCUGGUAAUUGCGACGAAGGUGGACAAUGCAAUCAUCUUCUUCUGUUUGAUAUAAUCAAUGAAGGGUUAUUGGAGAUUUUUGGUAGAUCAUAUAGUUAUUAUCCUAAACCUUUAUCAUCUCUAUCUUAUGUUCAUCAUUUGCCUACUGGAGGAAAUAAUGUUCUACAUAAAGUAUGGAAACUUAUUAGUUGGUAUCUUACUACUUGUGAUGAGGCUUAUCCAUCAUUGGAUUAUUAUGUUAGUAAAGAUCUAGCAAAACAUGAUGGAUGGAUGAAUCUCCAAUUUGAUUCUGAAUGUGUAGGGCUUGAGAUUGAUGAUUUGAUUUUUGAUUAUCUCUUGGAGGAAAUUAUCUACACCUAA
This is a messenger RNA of Medicago truncatula (barrel medic), 2622 nucleotides long. RefSeq lists its product as uncharacterized. The record is from RefSeq and is a predicted model, not a curated record. NCBI's taxonomy places the organism in Eukaryota, Viridiplantae, Streptophyta, Magnoliopsida, Fabales, Fabaceae. The coding region runs from base 1 to 2622 and encodes 873 amino acids. The transcript is spliced from 4 exons.